AUGAAGGCCCUCCUCAUGCUGGCUUGGUUCCUGACUUGUAGUGUGCAUACUGUGCCAGGGAGCUUGUUAGACCUGAAGUCAAUGAUUGAGAAGGUAACUGGAAAGAAUGCCCUGAUGAACUAUGGUUUCUACGGCUGCUACUGUGGCUGGGGUGGCCACGGGACCCCCAGAGAUGGCACUGAUUGGUGCUGUUGGGUGCACGACGGCUGCUAUGGGCAUCUGGAGGAGAAAGGCUGCAAAAUCUGGACCCAGUCAUACAAAUACAGAGUUAAACGGGGCUUUGUCACCUGUGAGCCCGGGCCCUUCUGCCAGGUGCAGCUCUGCGCCUGUGACCGGAAGUUCGUCUACUGCCUCCGGAGAAACCUAUGGAGCUACAACCCCAGCUACCGAUACUUUCCCAACAUCUUCUGCUUCUAGCAGUCCUCAAUGAGCCGCUCCUGGGCCAGCACCUUUGCUGUCUUCUCCUAGAACACAGAGUUCACUGACUCUGCUUUUCCACAGAGAGGCUCCCAGGUCUUGAGCCUCAUUCUUUCUUGAUGGUCCACUGUGCCUGGAGGAGCCCUAGGGCCACACUUCACCUUCCAGAUAGUCCCACAAGAGUGACUCUGGUCCUAGGACUUGGCAAGGCCAGAGUCUCCCUGGGCCUCCACCUUGAGGGCAACCCCUCUGGAACCGAGAAUUCUCCCCUGAACUCCAGGCCAGCUGUGUCUCCCAUCUCCUUGCACAGCAGUGUCCUUUGUCCUGUUGAAAGACUAUC
Molecule: messenger RNA, 757 nt
Organism: Trichechus manatus latirostris (Florida manatee)
Lineage: Eukaryota; Metazoa; Chordata; Mammalia; Sirenia; Trichechidae
Gene: PLA2G5
Product: phospholipase A2 group V
Exons: 4
Coding region: 1-417 (138 amino acids)
Biological process (GO): phospholipid metabolic process; negative regulation of T cell proliferation; arachidonate secretion
Molecular function (GO): calcium ion binding; phospholipid binding
Source: RefSeq, a predicted model, not a curated record